Molecule: messenger RNA, 402 nt
Organism: Cucurbita moschata (crookneck pumpkin)
Lineage: Eukaryota; Viridiplantae; Streptophyta; Magnoliopsida; Cucurbitales; Cucurbitaceae
Product: ethylene-responsive transcription factor ERF071-like
Exons: 1
Coding region: 1-402 (133 amino acids)
Biological process (GO): regulation of DNA-templated transcription
Molecular function (GO): DNA binding; DNA-binding transcription factor activity
Source: RefSeq, a predicted model, not a curated record
AUGUCUGUCUACAUUUGUAUAGAAACUGACACCCAGAAAGAAUUUCUAUCGAGCAUCAACAAUAUUUUAAAGCAGCAGAAAAGAGAAGAGAAGAGAAUGAAAUCAAAUGGAAGUGGACAUUCAAGGGAGCAGAGCAGAGGCCUUGGGGCAAAUGAGCUGCUGAUAGUCGAGACCCAAGGGGGGUCUGUCGCAAGGGUGUGGUUAAGCACUUUCGACACGACCAAGCAAGCCGCCAGGGCUUAUGACAGAGAUGCAAUCGAGUUCCGUGGAGAUAAGGCCAGGCCCACCGUGGGUCCGGUAACCCAAUUUGGAAAUCCAGAAAUGACGGCGCUUUCACGGAAACCUGGCCAAAAACAACAACUUACAGUUUAUAGGUAUGCUACAAUCAAAGAGAGUUUUUGA